AUGUCAUUACUGUAAAUAACAAUUCAGGCAGUUUUAUGAAUUCGUUAGAUGUUGUAUCUCUGUGGUUUAUUUUUAAUACACUCAGUAUUGAGUUUUUCUACUCCUAUCAGAUGGGAAAAACACCACACACAAGCAGAUAUUAAAAGUAUUUUGGAAACAGUAGCAACAAAAUGUCCCGAUAUAACUAGUUUAUAUCAUUUAACGUCCGGCGACAUACAUACUACGGAGAAUGGGAACUAUUUAUUUGUCAUCGCACUAGGGAAACAUGCCAAUCAAUCUAGCAGAGUGGUUCCUAAUUUCAAAUACAUUGCUAACAUGCAUGGAGAUGAGGCUGUCGGAAGGGAGUUACUAUUGCGUUUGGCUGUUUACAUAUGUGAUGAAUACAUUUCGGGGAAUGAUUUUAUAGAAAAUCUGCUGAGUGGAACAACAAUACACAUUUUGCCAUCAAUGAAUCCUGAUGGUUGGGAAGUUGCUUCGAGAAAUAGGGAUUCUCAAUCACUUGGAAGGUACAACUCCGAAGAUGUAGACCUCAAUCGAGAUUUCCCCGAUCUAACAAGUAAAUUCUAUCAUAACUUAAAGUAUGGAGGCCCUCUGGACCACAUUGAUCCCGAUGAAAGCGAUGUAGAAAAGGCUCAGAUAGAGACGAAAAUGGUCAUGGAAUGGUUGGAGAACAUCAAUUUUGUGCUGAGUGCAAAUAUCCACGGUGGUGAUCUUGUUGCAAACUAUCCAUUCGAUGAAUCCUUAUACAAAAAUUCAUCUGAAUCUACUACACCAGAUAAUUCUAUUUUUGUCGAUCUGGCAGCAUCCUACGCCGACCAACAUUCACGGAUGAAAACAGGGAAGAAAAGGUGUUAUGAUGAAAGUAAUAAUUUCACAGACGGUAUCACCAAUGGAGCGAAAUGGUAUUCAUUAGUAGGAGGAAUGCAGGAUUACAACUAUCUGCACACUAACUGUUUCGAGAUAACUUUGGAACUUGGCUGUGAAAAAUUUCCUGAUGCCUCUGAAUUACCAAGAUAUUGGGAUGAAAAUAAAAUGGCUUUACUCAAUUAUAUACUACAAGUUCAUCGAGGCGUUAAAGGCAAUGUUUAUGGCUAUGUUGAAGACACUCUCAUCCCAAUUAAGGAUGCUGUCAUUAAGGUGACUAACAUAACCGAUCCAGCUUAUCCGGUUGCGAUACUACAUAAUAUACAUACAGAUCCCAGUGGAGCGUAUUAUCGACUUCUCACAGAAGGUAAAUAUGUGAUUACUACUCUAGCCAGAGGAUUUCUGCCUGCUGUUGCAUGUGUUCAAAUAACCCAUGUACCAUCGUUGAAGCAACCAAUUUUUAAAGCUAAAGAAAUCAACUUCCUACUGUUACCAAAAUAUCCCGAAAGAUUUCAAGAUACAACAAACAAUGCAGACAUUCCACUGAUUCCAUUGAAAGAUUUUCGUCUCAGUGGACAUUUACACGAUGUAGAAUGCUUAAAAGACUACGGUGAACAAUUCAGUACACAGAACCUAUGGUUCCAAGAUGACAAUCUGGCUUGAGAAUUCCAGUCAAACUGCACUGCCGAUGAAUACAGAGGAGAAUUAAUUAUCAAGUUAUUAUUAAUCGAAUUAUUCAGAUGUCUGAUUAAAUUUCAAUAUAUAUAUAAUAUGAGAAAUAAUAGUGUGUGAAUGAUUUCUUUUUUUCUUAUUUGUAACUUCCCUUAAAAUUAAUUUUAACCGCCUAUAAAUUAGGCUAAUAAUUUGCUAAUAUAAAAACACUAUUUAAUAAUCAAAAGUGGC
Messenger RNA from Trichobilharzia szidati, 1767 nucleotides. The record is from the annotation of a GenBank genome assembly. NCBI's taxonomy places the organism in Eukaryota, Metazoa, Platyhelminthes, Trematoda, Strigeidida, Schistosomatidae.